CUCUCCCUCCGCUUUCAACACAGCCCUUUGCUCUAAUACCAAUGGCUUUUCACAUUCUUCCUCUUCUCUUGUUCUCACUGCUCUCACUUCAAUCCAUCCAUUCUUCCCCUACACCAUCAACUCAAGACCCUGAGCUAGUAGUACAAGAAGUCCAAAGGAGCAUCAACAAUAGCACAAGAAGGAAACUUGGUUACUUAUCAUGUGGCACAGGAAACCCAGUAGAUGACUGCUGGCGGUGUGACCCAAACUGGGAAAAAAACCGGCAGAGGCUAGCCGACUGUGCAAUCGGCUUCGGCAAGAACGCAAUGGGUGGCCGAGACGGCAAAAUCUAUACUGUCACUGAUGCCAGUGAUGAUGAUCCUGUAAACCCUAAACCAGGCACUCUUCGAUACGCCGUCAUUCAAAACGAGCCACUCUGGAUCAUAUUCCAGCGUGACAUGGUGAUCAAGCUAAAAGAAGAGCUCAUUAUGAACUCAUACAAGACUAUUGAUGGCCGUGGUGCCAGUGUGCACAUCGCCGGCGGGCCCUGCAUUACAAUUCAGUACGUGACCAAUGUGAUUGUGCAUGGGAUUCACGUGCAUGACUGCAAGUCUGGGGGGAAUGCUUACGUGAGGGACUCGCCGGAGCAUUAUGGGUGGCGCACAGUGUCGGACGGAGAUGGGGUUUCGAUCUUCGGAGCUAGCCAUGUUUGGGUGGAUCAUUGCUCAUUGUCUAACUGCAAUGAUGGACUCAUUGAUGCCAUUCAUGGCUCUACAAGUAUUACAAUUUCUAAUAACUAUAUGACUCACCAUGAUAAGGUCAUGUUGCUUGGCCAUAGUGAUGCAUUGCUUUCAGAUAAGGCCAUGCAGGUUACUAUAGCUUUUAAUCAUUUUGGUGAAGGACUUAUUCAGAGAAUGCCAAGGUGUAGACAUGGGUAUUUUCAUGUGGUGAAUAAUGACUACACGCACUGGGAGAUGUAUGCAAUUGGAGGGAGUGCUGACCCCACAAUUAAUAGUCAAGGGAAUAGAUUUCUUGCUCCAGAUGAUAGAUUUUCUAAGGAGGUGACAAAACGAGAGGAUACAUCAGAGGAUGAAUGGAAGAAUUGGAACUGGAGAUCAGAAGGAGACAUGAUGCUAAAUGGAGCUUUCUUCACACCAUCUGGUGUCGGUGCAUCGUCUAGUUAUGCAAAGGCAUCAAGUCUAGGAGCCAGACCUUCUUCUCUUGUGGGCUCUAUAACUUUGUCUGCAGGUGUUCUUUCAUGCAAGAAGGGUUCAGUUUGCUAGCUGCAUUAGUCAAACUUCUACAACACAUACAUACAUACAUAUAUAUAUAUAUAUAUAUAUAUAUUUGUGAAAGAUUGCCAUGUUUUUUCUCGAUGCAUGUAUUUGCCAAUUCCAACCUCAAGGCUAUUGUUUCCUUAUUAACAAUUAUGUUUUAUAGGAAGCAAGUCAGGAAGUGUUGUGACUUUGAAGUUUGACAUAUAUAUAUUAAGUUGAUUUUCAUCCAA
Dioscorea cayenensis subsp. rotundata (Guinea yam) is the source of this 1486-nucleotide messenger RNA. Its product is annotated as probable pectate lyase 22. Gene Ontology annotation, molecular function: pectate lyase activity. Bases 42 to 1262 code for a protein of 406 amino acids. The transcript is spliced from 4 exons. The record is from RefSeq and is a predicted model, not a curated record. Lineage: Eukaryota; Viridiplantae; Streptophyta; Magnoliopsida; Dioscoreales; Dioscoreaceae.